This is a messenger RNA of Histoplasma mississippiense, 1773 nucleotides long. RefSeq lists its product as hypothetical. The record is from RefSeq and is a predicted model, not a curated record. Gene Ontology annotation, biological process: amino acid transmembrane transport. NCBI's taxonomy places the organism in Eukaryota, Fungi, Ascomycota, Eurotiomycetes, Onygenales, Ajellomycetaceae. Gene Ontology annotation, cellular component: membrane. Gene Ontology annotation, molecular function: L-amino acid transmembrane transporter activity. Bases 1 to 1773 code for a protein of 590 amino acids. The transcript has 3 exons.
AUGACUGCGGGCCCCCGAGAAUCAAGAUGGCCCGUCAGCAACGCGUCCAGAGAUUCGCUUGAGUUAGCCUCCCUCGCCUCCCUCGCCUCCUCGUCCGGCCGGCAUAACGGCGAAGACGACGAAGGAGAGGCAGGCAGCUCCAACUCCCGCUCCUCGUCCCCCUCUGGCAUCUCCUCCUCCCGCAAAGCCUCUCUCGAGAACCAAGACCCUUUCUCCGACCCCAUCUACGAACCUACGCGCUCAAGACAUGCACGAUCCUACUCCGUCUCCUCUGCCUUUGACUUUGGCAGUAACCUUUUUCCCCUCUCGCAGACUGUGGGCGGCUAUGUCCCGCUCGGUGGUCCCUCCGCCCUCUCUCUAGACGGCCGCGUCAACGCAAAUGCAGGAUCCCCCGGUGCCUCGUUGAUUGUGUGGGCGGUUGCGGGCCUGUUGGCCUGGACCGGCGGCGCGAGCUAUGCGGAACUAGGCGGUGCGAUACCCCUGAAUGGCGGUGCGCAGGUGUACCUGGCCAAGAUAUUUGGGGAGCUGAUCGGUUUCUUGUUUACCUGGUCUGCGGUGUUUGUGCUGAAACCAGGCUCCGCGGCCAUCAUCUCGAUCAUAUUUGGCGAAUAUGUUGUGCGGGCGAUCGUUGGUGCGGACGUCGAAUUUAUUAGCCCUUGGGUUAACAAGGGGGUGGCCAUUCUGGGCCUUUUGAUCAUAACGGGUCUGAACUGUAUAUCUACCCGCCUGGGUACGCGCAUCGGGGACGUGUUUAUGUUUUUCAAGUUUUUGGCCCUCCUCGGGGUUACCAUUAUCGGGAUCGUUGUCGCUACUACAGGACUGUCAUAUAAGGGUGAGCCGGAGCGGGAAUGGCGGACGACGGGCUGGUUCGAGGGUACCAGCACCGAUGUUUCAAGCUGGGCGGUAGCGUUGUAUGCGGGCUUGUGGGCAUUUGACGGGUGGGAUAACACAAAUUACGUGACGGGAGAAUUCAAGAAUCCCAGCCGCGAUCUCCCCCGAGCAAUCCACACUGCCAUGCCCGCCGUCAUCCUAUGCUACAUGCUCGCGAACAUCUCCUACUUCUUCGUCCUACCCUCGUCAACCAUCAACGCAACCAACACCGUUGCCGUCCAAUUCGGCGGGAAAGUCUUCGGUCCCAUCGGCGCCCUAGUUCUCGCUCUCGUCGUCUCCGCCAGCUGCUUCGGCGCCCUAAACGCCACCGCCUUUACCUCCGGCAGACUCGUCUACGCCGCAGGGCGCGAAGGCUACCUGCCGUCGAUCUUCGGGAAGAUCGGCAUAGCAGGCUCCGCCGCCAGUGCAGCAGGGUUGCGGCUCCGCCAUCGCUCCUGGUUCCGCGAGGCCCUCAUCCGCGUCUUCGGCGACGACGUCGGAAUCGGCUACACGCCCAUCUACGCCAUGAUGUUCAACUUCACGCUGACAACUAUCUACAUCUCCGUCGGCGAGUUUGCGACCCUGGUCACCUUCUAUGGCGUGGCGGGGUACACCUUUUAUUUCCUUACGGUGCUGGGGCUGAUUGUGCUGCGGAUCCGGGAGCCGCACCUGGAGCGGGCGUACAAGACGUGGAUUACGACGCCGAUUAUCUUUUGUUGCGUGAGCUUGUUUCUGCUGAGCCGGGCGGUGUUUGCGGAGCCGCUGCAGACGCUCCUUGUACUUGGGUUUAACGUCGCGGCAGUUCCGGUGUAUUUCUGGAGGAUUAGAAAAAGAGAUGGGAAGAAUCUGCUCAGCGUGGAAGCGGGUUGGUGGAAGUUUUGGAAGAGGUGGGCCAGUUCGUGA